This is a messenger RNA of Musa acuminata subsp. malaccensis (wild Malaysian banana), 1309 nucleotides long. RefSeq names its product uroporphyrinogen-III synthase, chloroplastic. Gene Ontology annotation, cellular component: chloroplast. The record is from RefSeq and is a predicted model, not a curated record. Gene Ontology annotation, biological process: uroporphyrinogen III biosynthetic process. Gene Ontology annotation, molecular function: uroporphyrinogen-III synthase activity. Lineage: Eukaryota; Viridiplantae; Streptophyta; Magnoliopsida; Zingiberales; Musaceae.
CGUAAGGGUUAGAGAGAGAGAGAGAGAGAGAGGUUUUCUACCACAAUUUCAUCGCCAGCGCUGGCACUCGAGAUCUCCACCUUUCUUGUCAUGGCCUCAGUUUUCCUUCCCUCUCGGCCUGCCAUAGUCAUUCCUCGUGUUCCUUCCCAAAAGAGACGACUUCUUCUGUCCUCCUUCAGGCUUCUAGCCUCUUCCGCUUCUUCCUCCUCUUCGCCUUCUCCAUCUUCGAAGCCUGAGGUCGUCGUCACCAGAGAGCGAGGCAAGAAUGCGAAGCUCAUCAGUUCUCUGGAAAAACACAACAUCUUUUGUUUGGAGGUUCCUCUUGUUAAGCAUACUGAGGGACCUGAUGCAGAUAAACUUUCAGCCAUUUUAAGUGACUCUGAGUUUGAUUGGAUUGUCAUAACUUCUCCUGAAGCUGCAGCAGUGUUCCUUGAAGCUUGGAAGGUUGCUGGAACUCCCAAAGUGCGAAUUGGAGUUGUUGGAGCUGGCACAGCAAGCAUUUUCCAAGAUACAUUGGAAUCAACUGAGCAAUCUCUUGAGAUUGCUUUCUCUCCUUCAAAGGCAACUGGAAAAGUAUUAGCUUCUGAGCUCCCAAAGUAUGGUCAGAACAAAGUCUUGUAUCCUGCAUCUGUAAAGGCUGGCAGUGAAAUUGAGGAAGGCUUGUCUGCACGGGGAUUUGACAUCAUAAGGAUGAAUACUUAUAACACUAUAGCUGCUAAAGAUGUGGAUGAAACUAUUUUGGAAUUUGCUCUUUCUACUCCAGUUGUUGCAGUGGCUUCCCCUUCUGCAGCCCGUGCUUGGGUUAAGCUUAUCCGGGAACCAGAGAAUUGGGACAACUCAGUUGCUUGCAUCGGCGAAACAACUGGUUUAGCUGCCAAAAGAUUGGGCUUGAAGAAUGUAUACUACCCGAAAAACCCUGGUCUUGAAGGGUGGGUUGACAGCAUUCUAGAAGCUUUAAGAGUUCACCAUCAACGCCAAAAGGCACUAAUUUGCUGAGAAGGAAGCAAGAGUUACAUGGAAAAAUCUGAUACCAGAAAUUGUAAGAGGCAGCACAGUUUCUUUUUGUUCAAGCAAGUUUUGCUGUAGCCAUUUGCGGCUUGGCAUCCUGUGAAAUCUGCAAAUGAAGCUAUUCUCUGCUAAAUUUGAGUUGUGUUUGCAAACUGAAUGAAACACAUUCUUCGGGAUGAACAAGAACUGUAAAAAAGAAUGGUCAGCUAGACACCCAUCUUCUGUGCAUUUUUUUGUGUAUAUAUAUGUACUACACUGACCUGAAACAAGGAACAGGAAUGCACUGAAGAACUUUACAUAA